AAGAUUUUAUGGCCUAUAUAAAUGGUGGUGUGUCUCUCAAUCCCAACACCAUUUCCUAAAGAGAAAGACAAUUUAAAAGGCAGAGAACUUCUAGAUUUUCCGGCGAAUCCUUUGAGAAGAAUAUAUAUCCACUAUCACUUCUGAACAUGAUUUCUGUUGUUAUCAUCACUGAGCUACUGCUCGAGUACACGGCGGCCCUCGCGAAACUCACAGCUGGUAUUCUUCCUAGACGGCGAGGUGACGGAGAUGUUGUAAGGAUCGGUGGUUUCUCUCUGCGUUGUCCUCCUAGAUCGUCGCCUAUUCCAGAUUUAUCUUCUCAUCUCGUUGACUUCUGAUAUGCGCCCCAAAGGACUUCUUUCAGAUCUCAGUGUUGUGCUUUCACCGGAGCUACUAGGAUAUUGUGACGGCCGAGACUUUUUAUUUUCCCUCUGAUCGUGUCUCUCUUUUUCUGUUACUUUUUUUUUUAGCUGAGGAAGCUUCAUCUAGAUUCUUGAUCAUAGCUUUGUAAAAUUGUAUCAACAAUCCAAUUAUAAAUAGAGGUUGAUGAACUCUUGAUCUUACAGUGUUUCUUAAUUUUGACCUUUUCAUUCUUCUUAAAAAAUAUAUAUAUUUCGGCUGUGGGAUGAGAAUCUCGCUUUCGCGUUUCAGACUGAACAUAUGCUGGAAAGCCUAUAUAUGUUCUGUUCUAGUUUCACUUUUCUGUCAAGACGCAUUUGUCUGUUUAGCUUCUGUUAAUUCACUUUUAAACCAACAAGGUAGCUUGUAGGCUCGUAGCUAUAUGGUCCCAAAGUAAUCAACUUGAGAAAGUAACUUGUUAACUAUCGCUUUUACUUGAAUGUGUUCAGUAAAGUUAGUGAAAUGACUAAAGACGGGACUAGAGAACUUACUAGAAUUAAUAAGUAAUUUAUAUUUUCAGACAAAUAAAAUAAAGUUCAAAA
Brassica oleracea var. oleracea is the source of this 938-nucleotide messenger RNA. RefSeq lists its product as uncharacterized. Bases 147 to 335 code for a protein of 62 amino acids. The record is from RefSeq and is a predicted model, not a curated record. NCBI's taxonomy places the organism in Eukaryota, Viridiplantae, Streptophyta, Magnoliopsida, Brassicales, Brassicaceae. The transcript has a single exon.